AUGGUUGUCACCACCUCGCAGAUACAGGGCUUCUUCGACAUCCUGGUGGAUAACUUGUACGCUGAGCUUGUGGUCCUACAAUGGAUCCGGGAGAACAUCACCGAGUGGAGGAGCCACAUCAUCGUCUCCCGGGAUGCGGCAGGCACCAAAAGGGUGAUAUCCAUUGCCGACAGGUUGAAUGUGGAGUUCGCUUUGAUUCACAAAGAGAGGAAGAAGGCAAAUGAGGUGGACUGGAUGGUUCUGGUGGGUGACGUGAAGGGCCGUGUGGCCAUCCUGGUGAACUACAUGGCUGACACCUGUGGCACAGUAUACCACGUUGCAGACAAGCUUCUCUCGGCUGGAGCCACCAAAGUCUACGAGAUCCUGACCCACGGGAUCUUGUUCGGACCAACCAUUUCCAGAAUAAAUAAUGCUGUCUAUGAGGCCGUGGUCGUCACAAGCACAAUUCCGCAAGAGGACAAAAUGAAACUCUGUUUCAAGAUUCAGGUUAUCGAUAUUUCCAUGAUACCGGUAGAGGCCAUCCGUAGGACACACAAUGGUGAAUCUGCUUCUUACCUGUUCAGCCAUGUUCCCUUAUAA
Messenger RNA from Chrysochloris asiatica (Cape golden mole), 579 nucleotides. Its product is annotated as ribose-phosphate pyrophosphokinase 2-like. Gene Ontology annotation, molecular function: magnesium ion binding; ribose phosphate diphosphokinase activity. The transcript has 2 exons. Lineage: Eukaryota; Metazoa; Chordata; Mammalia; Afrosoricida; Chrysochloridae. The coding region runs from base 1 to 579 and encodes 192 amino acids. The record is from RefSeq and is a predicted model, not a curated record. Gene Ontology annotation, biological process: purine nucleotide biosynthetic process; 5-phosphoribose 1-diphosphate biosynthetic process. Gene Ontology annotation, cellular component: ribose phosphate diphosphokinase complex; cytoplasm.